ACCUUAUUGGACUCCAUAAUCCUUGUAGCCAAGUAUUAAAUUUUGAGUAGUUUCAGAAAACAGAACAACAUGGAAGAUCGGUGUUUGAUCAAGAACGAUGUCACUGAAUUGAUUGGUAACACACCAAUGGUGUAUCUGAACAAUGUUGUUGAUGGUUGCGUGGCUCGUAUCGCUGCCAAGCUUGAGAUGAUGGAGCCUUGCUCUAGCGUCAAAGACAGAAUCGCGUAUAGUAUGAUCAAAGAUGCAGAAGAGAAAGGAUUGAUUACUCCCGGAAAGAGUACAUUGAUUGAGCCAACGGCUGGUAACACCGGGAUUGGUUUAGCCUGUGUCGGAGCUGCAAGAGGCUAUAAAGUGAUCCUUGUGAUGCCUUCAACUAUGAGUUUAGAGAGAAGAAUCAUCCUUAAGGCAUUAGGUGCAGAGCUUCAUCUCUCAGACAUACGCAUAGGCCUUAAAGGAAUGUUGGAGAAAACCGAAGCGAUAUUAAGCAAAACUCCUGGUGGUUACAUUCCACAGCAGUUUGAAAAUCCUGCAAACCCCGAGAUUCAUUACCAAACCACGGGACCGGAAAUAUGGAGAGAUUCAGCUGGGAAAGUUGAUAUAUUGGUUGCUGGUGUAGGGACUGGUGGAACAGCUACUGGAGUAGGGAAGUUCCUCAAGGAGAAGAAUAAAGAUAUUAAGGUUUGUGUUGUGGAACCAGUAGAAAGUCCGGUACUGAGCGGAGGUCAACCAGGUCCACAUUUGAUCCAGGGAAUUGGCUCUGGUAUCGUCCCAUUCAAUUUGGACUUAACCAUUGUUGAUGAAAUUAUUAAAGUGACAGGUGAAGAAGCUAUUGAAACAGCCAAGCUUCUUGCCCUCAAAGAAGGAUUAUUGGUGGGAAUAUCCUCUGGAGCCGCAGCAGCGGCUGCGUUAAAGGUUGCAAAGCGGCCAGAAAACACAGGAAAACUCAUUGCGGUGGUUUUUCCCAGUGGGGGAGAACGUUAUUUAUCGACUAAAUUGUUCGAUUCGGUUAGAUAUGAAGCAGAGAAUUUGCCUAUUGAGUAUUGAAUGAAUUGGAUUAUGGGGGACGUAUGAUUCGGUUUGGUUUGGUAAGAGAUGUUAGUACCAAGAUUACAGUUUGAUUAUUACUGAUCACUGUAAAAUCUAGAUAAUUUACAUAUUCGAUGAUGAAUAAUUAUAAUUUUUGGUUUUACAUUAACUAUUUGUAUAUUUCUACUACAAUCCCCGGUAUAAAACAUGAACUUAAAU
Messenger RNA from Arabidopsis arenosa, 1245 nucleotides. Lineage: Eukaryota; Viridiplantae; Streptophyta; Magnoliopsida; Brassicales; Brassicaceae. The record is from the annotation of a GenBank genome assembly.